AUGGUGCUGGUUUGGACGUACCUCCUUGCACACGGAGGGAAGAAACGGCGACCAAAGGGGGAUGAGGACGAGGAUGAGGAUGAGGAGGAGGAGGGAGGGGAGGGCGGGGGAGCACAGAAGGGAGGGUCUCAGGAGGAAGAGGAGGAGGAGGGACCGGCAGUGGCUUUGGAGUUUGUGGAGAGUCAUACGGAGCUGGUGGAUAAGCUAGUACGCGGCUACAAGCAGAAGGAUGUUGCUCAGAAUUCGGGCCUCAUGCUGAGAGAAUGCCUGCGCUCGCCCAAACUCGUCAGCCACACGCUGCAGUUCUCGAAUCUCGAUAUCAUCAUGGGCGGCUGUGACUUGCAGAACUUUGACACUGCCUCUGACGCCUUCCUCACCCUCAAGGACCUGUUGAAACAGCAUCCGACUGUGGCAGCAGAGUUUCUGAUGACCAACUUUGACGAUUUCUUCAAGCGUUUUGAUCUGCUACUCAACUCCGACAACUAUGUCACGAGAAGACAAGCAAUCAAGCUCCUGGGGGAGCUUCUGCUGGACCGGGCGAACAUGCAAGUGAUGAUGCGAUACAGUGGAGAGGCACACAAUUUCAAGAUCAUGAUGACUCUCAUCAAGGACCCCAGCAGGGCCAUUCAAUACGAGGCAUUCCAUGUGUUUAAGAUAUUUGUGGCGAAUCCGCGGAAGCCAGAGAAGAUUGUGAAGUUGUUGGCGCGCAACAAGGAGAAGGUAAAAUUCCUCAAUGACUUUGAGAUUGACAAAGAGGAGGAAGAUUUUGAGGAGGAAAAGGAGAUGCUUAUAAGGGAGAUACAGAAUGCCCAUUACCCUGGUCUUGGAUGA
Messenger RNA from Closterium sp. Naga37s-1, 831 nucleotides. Lineage: Eukaryota; Viridiplantae; Streptophyta; Zygnematophyceae; Desmidiales; Closteriaceae. The record is from the annotation of a GenBank genome assembly.